Messenger RNA from Apodemus sylvaticus (European woodmouse), 1856 nucleotides. RefSeq names its product histone H2B type 3-B. Gene Ontology annotation, molecular function: DNA binding; protein heterodimerization activity; structural constituent of chromatin. Bases 203 to 667 code for a protein of 154 amino acids. The record is from RefSeq and is a predicted model, not a curated record. The transcript has a single exon. Lineage: Eukaryota; Metazoa; Chordata; Mammalia; Rodentia; Muridae. Gene Ontology annotation, cellular component: nucleosome.
CACGAAAAGAGAAAAAUAAACCGGCAAAAACGAGUCCGUAAGGCCGAGCAAGCUCUUUUAUAUGAUCAGGAGGGAGGCUAGACUGCGCCUUCCUAUUGGAUAAGAACAGGAACCAAUCAGAAAAGAACGCGGAGCCACCCUAAUUUGCAUAUGCCUUACCCGAGAUGACGUAACGCGAAAUUUUAUUCAAUCAAAGGGAGUGAUGCCUGAUUCUUCAUUUGAAUACAAGGCUUACAAAUAUACUUGCUUCAGGGGCGCUGGCAUUUCUGUAGUGCCCCUAGACAUUAUGCCUGAUCCCUCCAAAUCUGCUCCAGCCCCCAAAAAAGGCUCCAAAAAGGCCGUCACCAAGGUGCAAAAAAAGGAUGGCAAGAAACGCAAACGGGGCCGCAAGGAGAGCUACUCCAUCUACGUGUACAAGGUGCUGAAGCAGGUGCAUCCGGACACCGGCAUCUCGUCCAAGGCCAUGGGCAUCAUGAACUCCUUCGUCAACGACAUCUUCGAGCGCAUCGCCAGCGAGGCCUCCCGCCUGGCGCAUUACAACAAACGCUCGACCAUCACGUCCCGCGAGGUGCAGACGGCCGUGCGCCUGCUGCUGCCGGGGGAGCUGGCCAAGCAUGCUGUGUCCGAGGGCACCAAGGCAGUCACCAAGUACACCAGCUCCAAGUGAGACGAGGCGAGGGUGCCCUCAAUUCAAAGGCUCUUUUCAGAGCCACCCAUACGGUCGUUAAAAGGGUCUUGAACACAGCAUAGGUCUGAUAAUUGCUACACGCCUGAGGCGUUCCCUGACCCUGGGUGCGGCCAAGUCUGAUUUUUGAGCGAGGAAUGUGGGGAUAUGGCUGAUUUGCUCUUCCUAAGAGUGAACGAUAGCCGCGGGAGCAGGCAAGGGGCGUGGGUCCCCUUCCCAAGCCUGGAGCUUCGUUGACGAGAUCAUAGUGCAGUGUUAACUCUGGAUGUGCGCCCCGCCCCCGCCCCCCUCCCCCCCGCGGCCUCUGAACCCGCGUUCCAUUUAGUACCUUUUCUGGAAUAGAGAGAUGUCUUUAUCCCCUGAAAAUGGCCAUUCUGACAUAUCAAGUCAAUAAAUUGCAGUUCGCUGGAAACGGGGCGGAGGCGGGGGCUGGGGGGAGGGGAGGUGCUGCACACCGCAAUGCCUGCGUGCAGGAGCUAGGAUGUAGCCAGCAGGAGCUGCCAGCAGCAGUUUCAGUGGGUUAGGGGAUGGGGAUGGGUGGUGAGAAAGAAUUGCGAUGUUUUGAGCAAGAGUUGUUCCUCAAAGCUGAGUUGUUUUCUAUGAAGCAUUAGUAAAAGAAUAUUCCACACUCAGCAUUUAUUUGGAGAACGCCAUUUUUAUCGGAGACGUUUGGGCAGGAAAUCUUACCUGUGGAAAGAGCAUCACUUUCCUUGGUUUGGCUUUUAUUUAUGAAAAGAGGAUUCCUGAUAACUAUUUGGGCUGCUAUGAGACAUAUCGAGAGUUAUAUGGUCACCAGCGGGGAAUACUUUUUUACCAGGUUGUCAAAGGGAGCUCCUCUCCUCUGGACUCAUGCUAACCGGCAUUUAGGAGAGGGGAUCUUCGCUGGAACUUCCUACAGCAGCUGCGCCACCUGCUUUCCAGCUUGGUCCACAUAAAAGUGUUUUUGAUGACAUCAUGUGUUUUAAAGUUAGCAUAUGAAGUAUUUUUACCCUAAAUUCAAGUAACUAAUUUCAAAGAUGCAAAUGACAAAGCAGACUUUUUAAAAUCAUUUUUAAAACUAUUCUUUAAAAUACCUAUUGCUUUAUCAAUUUAACACCAGAGUCAGGUCAAAAUAAUUCUUAUAAAUAUAUUCUUCCGGAGAAUGUCUCUCUUAUUUUCCUUCUGCUUCAAA